Molecule: messenger RNA, 1338 nt
Organism: Vavraia culicis subsp. floridensis
Lineage: Eukaryota; Fungi; Microsporidia; Pleistophoridae
Exons: 1
Coding region: 1-414 (137 amino acids)
Source: RefSeq, a predicted model, not a curated record
AUGAAUCUGUCGCUAGAUGCCCAACAUCUAGGAAACAGCGCAUGCCUAAUUCGAAUCCUUUGGUUCAAAUUUUCAUUUCUCACUCUUUCUUUUGCUUUGCUUCUCUUAUCGGAUAAUACCCCCCCAAAAAAAGCAGUUACCAUUUACGUAUCAAAUCAGCAGAUAAACAACAGCACACCAAAUGAUGGCGCUGUGCAGUUCCUACUCAGUGUUACGUCUACACCAAUAAUUAAAAACUCCCUCUUCUCAAAGAUUGUUCCAUGUGCAAAAACAAUCGUAUUCAGUUUUACAAUAAAUUGGUACUCGUGCAUGGUUUGCACGCCACGAUGCUCGCUCUCAGUGCAGAACAAAUCAUAUGUGUGCACAAUUCGCAUGUACAUAUCGACCGCUUCGUUUAUGUAUUCAACCACCUGAAUAGUUGGUAUUACAAGGUGUAGCUCAUCUACGCUGUUGUACGAGGAUUAGAAACGGUGAGCGAUAUGUUUGAAGUGUUGGUGUGUCUACAACACAGCCUAAGACACUUCGUUGCUCAAGGUGUUUUAAUUGGCACGUAAUUUGUUGUUUUGAAGGACGAGAUACGGUGCUGUGAAGCGGUGUUCUGUAGACACAUAUUUUUAUUGUUGCCAUCAAUGAUUGCGUUUGUGAGCGCUACCGUGCCACCGAUCUCAAUAUGCUAGGUGAUACACCACUGUGUUCGCACACCAAAAGCAUUGUGUUUGUGAAUUGCCGUAACGGGUGAUAUGUUCCGGGAGCAACCAAGAGCAUUUAAGGUAACGCGCCACAGCCGAAUUCGCUAUGCUACAGCACACUCAUAGUGGAAAUACACCAAUCAGGUAAAAAUUCUCUUAAAAUCGUGAUAUGCUGUUCAUGACACACGCAGCACUAUAGUGCAUGGCUCAUCCACGCGGUGUAACCAAGAAAUAUCUUUCUUAUUAUCUGUGGCAUACAUUACAUCGUGCUGUUCCGGUAUUCCACGGUCUCUCCAUCUUUUACACAGUUGAUCUGUUUGCUGCACGCAUCUUUAUAUCGAUUUGAUGGCGUGUUGCAGGUGGAUUCUUGCAUGCUUGUUAAUGUUUGUCCAUUCCGCUCGUCUCGCUUUAAUCAUUUUGUGAUUAUCGCAUAUCAAGUUGGUUACCCGUGUUACAGCUGGUGCAGUAGGCCCCCUCUGGCAAAGGGGAUUUACCAACGGUUUACUCAAAAUUUUGAGACCUAGGAAAGGUAUUUAGGUAAGAAAACAUACGCUGUGGUGGUAAUGAAAGACUGUUGCAGACUCAGGCACCGGAACCAUUUACGGGUUGUAUGGCGGUGUGCCAGGCAAGCUAAUAAAAUUAUCCAGCA